Molecule: messenger RNA, 723 nt
Organism: Mangifera indica (mango)
Lineage: Eukaryota; Viridiplantae; Streptophyta; Magnoliopsida; Sapindales; Anacardiaceae
Product: protein BIC2-like
Exons: 1
Coding region: 159-587 (142 amino acids)
Biological process (GO): blue light signaling pathway
Source: RefSeq, a predicted model, not a curated record
CCACACAUUGUCCAAGCAAGCAUGAAACGUAGGACCAUCUCCCACCAUUCAUCGUAUUUUCCAAAAACCUACCCAUUUCUCCUUCUCUCCUUCCCUCCUUCCCCACUUGUUUAUUACAAAUUUUUUCCACAUCCUCACAUUUUCCUCCUAUAUUCAUCAUGAACACUCCUCCUCCUACUAAUUACACCACAGAAAAUCUAUCUGAAAUGGGUUCCAGGAGCUUUUCACAAGCCGUUCGAAGAACUAAAGCAAGCCGCAGUAAGGCAACUGGGCUGCAUGAGGGUGAGAAAGUUGUUCAGAGUAAUAAGGAUAGGGAUGAUUAUAACGUUAAUGGCGGCAGACGAGAGAGGCUGAAGAGACAUAGAGAAGAAGUGGCGGCCGGGAGUGUGUUGAUUCCGGAUAAAUGGGGGCAAGAAGAGCUGCUGAAGGAUUGGAUUGACUGUUCGGCUUUUGAAGGUGUUUUGGUUCCGAAUAAGAUUGCUUCUGCUCGUAAAGCUCUUGUGGCGGAUCAUGGACGUGGAGCCAGUAGUGCUUCCACUUCUAUUUCUCCUCAUCAACAACGUCUGAGGAUUGAGAGUAGGUGUUAAGUUAUUAUUUUUUUUUUAAAGGAAGAGGUUAAUUCUCUUAGAUCUGGAUCUCUUGUUGAGUUUUGUAUCAUAUUUCCUGUGUACUGAAUUGAAAAUGUGUGAAAUGUUGAUAAAGAGCAUUUGUUAUUGUAACAAA